AUGGAUGGAAGUCCUCCACCUCCUGCACCUCUUCAACCUCAUUGGAACCCCACCGUUUUUGCCUUGGUCGGUUCCAUUUGCAUGCUAUUCCUCAUCUUUAGCUACUACAAGUUACUCAACCGAUGUUCUUCAGCUUUCUCUUUCUCCCGAAACCAGAUUGACCAACCAGAGGCUUCCCAAAAUCCAUCUCAUGAGCAUCAGCUGUAUGCGAGUAGUCAAGGGCUAGAUUCUUGCAUCGUGCAUUCCCUUCCAAUCAUUUGUUAUCGGAAGAACAAGGCCAAUGGGAAUUACGAUGAAUUAGAGCUAGGAAGGAUGAUUAAAACAGAGUGUUGCGCGGUUUGUUUGACCGAGUUCGAAGAUGGGGACUGGCUCAGACAUUUGCCCACAUGCUCUCACGCAUUCCAUGUCGCCUGUAUUGACGAGUGGUUUCGAAUUCACUCCAGUUGCCCGCUAUGCAGAUCGCCCGCGUUCGAUCCUAGUCCUAGUGCCGUUGGACAACAAUACGAGAGGUCUUCUGAAUUUUUGCUAAACACACUCGCCAGGGAAGAUUUCAUUCAUCACAGAUCAUGA
Impatiens glandulifera is the source of this 570-nucleotide messenger RNA. RefSeq names its product E3 ubiquitin-protein ligase Os04g0590900-like. Gene Ontology annotation, biological process: protein ubiquitination. NCBI's taxonomy places the organism in Eukaryota, Viridiplantae, Streptophyta, Magnoliopsida, Ericales, Balsaminaceae. The record is from RefSeq and is a predicted model, not a curated record. The transcript has a single exon. Gene Ontology annotation, molecular function: transferase activity. Bases 1 to 570 code for a protein of 189 amino acids.